AUGAGUAUCAUACACCACAAUGAUGAUGAUGAUGAUGAUGAUGAUGAUGAAGAGACAACAUGCAUUGAGCUUUCUCUCAGAAACACAACAUUAUGUGAAGAUCUUUACUAUCACACAUUGGAAGGAAUAAAAUGGGGAAAUCAUCAUCAUACACACAUUUUGAUGCCGUACCGAAGUUUUUACUUCAAUCAUCCCUAUGCUGUCGCUGUAUGUUGCAAAUGCCAGCAAAUGCGAAUCCCUCCUUUAGCUCCAUUUCGUUUAAGUGAUUUUGCGCUGAAUGAAAAAGUACUGGCAUGGAUGCCGCAAAAGUGCUGUAUAAUGAAAUUUUGA
This is a messenger RNA of Clunio marinus, 330 nucleotides long. NCBI's taxonomy places the organism in Eukaryota, Metazoa, Arthropoda, Insecta, Diptera, Chironomidae. The record is from the annotation of a GenBank genome assembly.